Molecule: messenger RNA, 462 nt
Organism: Monoraphidium neglectum
Lineage: Eukaryota; Viridiplantae; Chlorophyta; Chlorophyceae; Sphaeropleales; Selenastraceae
Exons: 1
Coding region: 1-462 (153 amino acids)
Biological process (GO): base-excision repair, AP site formation; nucleotide-excision repair
Cellular component (GO): nucleus
Molecular function (GO): damaged DNA binding; 8-oxo-7,8-dihydroguanine DNA N-glycosylase activity
Source: RefSeq, a predicted model, not a curated record
AUGCGCAUCGCCACCGCAGCAGCCGGCCCGACGCCGCACCCCCAGCAGACCGCUGCAGCAGCGGACGCCGCCCCCGCCGUCGCGCACUGCGGCGCCGUCGCCUGGCGGCGCCUCGGCACGCCGCGCCGCGAGCUGACUCUCGACUUCACUCUACCCACGGGUCAGUCAUUCCGCUGGCGCCGCACCGCCUCAGGGGAGUUCACCGGCGUGAUCGGGCGGCGCGUGGUCUCGUUGCGCCAGGAGGCGGACGACGUGGCAUGGCGCGUCGUCGCGCGCGGCGCGGGCCUGCCUGACGAUGCCGGCGCUGAUGAGGCGGCGCUGGCCGAUUACUUCAACCUGGGGGUUGACUUGGCGGCUCUUUACAAGGAGUGGGCGGCGGCGGACGCCCGCUUUGCGCAGGCGAGCGUUGAUGAAGGCAACUGGCGGGCAUCCCCUUUCGCUAUUUGCUCGGCAGCUGUUUGA